AUGACGACCGUCCCCACCGCCGUUUCUCAGGUCUCUGAGAACCCUUCCGCGAACGCCGUCACCUCGGCCGUUUCCUCGCACCAGAAGGCUGCCGAUGUCGACCGCAAGAUGCGCUUCUUCGGCGUCAUCCAGGCCUUCCGCGAGGGUCGCUACCCCGACAAUGCCCAGAUUGACGACACGCUCAAGUACACGCUUGCCAACAGCCCCGUCAACACCGACAAGCUCUCGCCCGACGGCAAGAAGCUCAUCCAGGACCUUCGCGAGCUCAUCGAGACUUCCCGUCAGGUUGUCGUCAACAAGAACGGUGGCGAGGAGUUCCAGAACUUCCUCCACGCCACCCGCAAGGCUGAUGUCGCCAGCAAUGUCAACGUCAAGUCCCCCUUGACCGGCGCCGACGCCAAGAAGGACGGCGAGACCGCCGGCGAGGCCUUCCGCACCCUCCUCACCCUCUUCCUCCGCAACGGUGAGGCCCGCAAGCUCGUCCAGGACUUCGGCUACAUUGGCCGCGACAUGUUCGCAGACGGUGCCGCCAAGGCCGCCGAGGCCGCCCGUCCCGACGAGGAGAAGCUUGCCAGCGUCGACCACCCCGCUCCCGACAACGAGUUCCACGACGACAUCCCCGAUCUGCUCCAGAAGAAGGAGCAGGCAAAGGCCGAUGCCCAGGACACCGCCGAAAAGGCCAAAUCCGAGGGGGCCGCCCACGCUCAGGACCUCAAUGACGCCGUCGACCCCAACGCCUCCAAGGAGCAGAACCAGGCCGCUGUUGCCGACGUCGCCAAGGCCAAGGCCCAGGCUCUGUCGGACAGGAUCCCCCAGAAGCACAAGGACCUCGCCAAGGAGCACUCCGACAAGGCUCAGGAGUACCUCAAGGAGAAGUUCCCCAAGGAGCGUCGCGACCAGUUCUACUACCGUCUCAAGAAGAUCGUCGUCGAGUGCCAGCGCCACAAGGACUACCAAGACGCCAUGGACUACUUCCUCAACUUCUUCGAGCAGUACAAGGGACAUGCCACCCACGUCUACAACCAGUCCGCCCAGAGCGCCCAGAGCGUCCGAUCCGAGGGCAACGUCGCCACCGCAGAGACCACCUUCCGUCGUCUCUUGGAGCGCUUUGCCAACGGCGCUUCCACCGAGCCCAUCGUCGACGCCGUCAACCAGAUCUACACCGACGUCGCCAACGACCCCGAGCUCAAGCAGUGGUUCAGCCGCCUGGACACCUACAUCCGCAAGUGCCUCCAGGAGCCUGGCUACAUCAUGAAGGACGAGGCCAACUCGCAGGCCAAGCAGCUCACCGAGUCCGGCAAGAAGUUCUUCGUCGCCGCCGACGGUCGCAGCCAGGGCAAGUAUGUCCCCCACAAGGACGCCCUCUUCCGGGAGAUCACUCACUUUGCCAAGGCCAUGGGCAACGACCCUCUCAACAAGAAGCUCGGCGACAACGUCCAGCAGAUCACCAAGGACCUCUUCCUCAACGCCGAUGGCGGUCUCACCUUCAAGCCCCACCUCUGGAGCGACAUUCGCGACCCCAUCCUCCCCGAGCUGCUCAGCCACGUUGGCCUGGUUCCGCUGCCCCGUAUCGAGUACACCGACCCCCAGGUGGACCUCGUCAUCGAGAACCUUGCCAUCGACCUGCUCAACAUCCUGCCCUCGCAGGUCGAGAUGGAUAUGCGCAACCACUUCAAGCUUUCGCAGUUUGACAAGCUCGGCGACAGGCACCAGCACUCGUUCAAGCUCACGCUCCACCAGAUCCAGACCGACAUGCGCGACGUCCACUUCUUCUUCAAGAAGAAGCAGGGCUUCCCCAAGCUCAACGAGAAGGGUACCGCUGACGUCUUCCUCGGUGGCAAGGGCUUGACCGUCACCGUGCACCUCGAGGCCGAGAACGCUCCUCGUGGCAAGAAGAGCCGUCACAUCUUCACCGUCAAGCAGGUGGUCGCCAAGGUGGACAAGCUCAAGUUUGCCAUCCGCGAUUCGAAGCAUGACACGCUCAUCAAGGUGCUGCGCCCGCUCGCCACCGGCAUCAUCAAGAAGGCCAUCUCCAAGGCUGCCGAGCAGGGCAUCCGCAACGCGCUCCAGGACCUCGACACACAGCUGGUCGAGCUGCGCGACCGCAUCGAGCGCAACAAGGAGAUUGAGGGCAAGGGCAUUGGCGAUGCCUUCAAGGACACGUUCCAGAAGGAGAAGCCUGAGGAUGCCAAGAAGAACGACAGCUCGUUCAAGCUGGCCACUUCGAAGCGCAACUCGAUCCUCCCCAACCUCGGCCACCCCGACGGCUGGAUCCAGAAGAUCGACGAGAAGGACGCCGCUGCCAAGGCCAACCCCAGCCACGUCAACAAGGAGUGGUAUUCGCCUGCUUUCAGCAUCGUCGCUGCGGGCCAGAAGGACCCUCGCAACACGGUCUCCUCCAAGACGCAGAACCUCGGCCCUUCGCCCACUAACUCUGGUGCUGGCGCUGCCGGCGCCGCUGGUGCUGCUGGUGCUGCUGGUCUCGCUGGCGCUGCUGGUGCCGCUGGCCUUGCCGGUGCCGGCCACAGCGGUCAGACGACAAGCGUGUCGAACGCUGCUCAGCAGGGCGUCGGCCAGCCCGGUGCUACCGCGAGCGCAUAUUCGACUCAGAACGGCGAGCAUGCGCCUGGUGCCAUCGUAGCCGGCACGGGUGCUACAGCGAUCGGCGCUGGCGCUGCCGGUGCUGCUGCCACGCACGACGAGUCGUUGGCAUCCAAGGCGGCGCCGGCGAUCAACGGCGCGGCACACAACACUACCGAGGCUUCGCAGCCCAUCAACCCUGCCUUUGAGGCGGGACACAUCACCAAGUGA
Molecule: messenger RNA, 2811 nt
Organism: Pseudozyma hubeiensis SY62
Lineage: Eukaryota; Fungi; Basidiomycota; Ustilaginomycetes; Ustilaginales; Ustilaginaceae
Exons: 1
Coding region: 1-2811 (936 amino acids)
Source: RefSeq, a predicted model, not a curated record